GCGCAUGAUAAGUGGUUCACUCGUUUCCUCCGUUUCCAUAAUUUAUGCAUAGAAAUAUUGACAUCCAAGGUCGUGCAAAAUUUCUGACUCUCUCCUGUCUAACUAAUUAUAUUUAUAUUAAUAUUUAUCUUCAUCACCACCACCACUUCCACUUCCACUUCCACUUCCACCGCCACACCACCACCUCCACCACACUGCAUACAAUGAAUGGAAUAUCAUGAGGUUUUAGAUCAGCACUCAUUUGCGCACUUUGUGCGGAUAUUAGUAUACAGAAUCUUGAGGGGUGCGCAGUGCGCAUGAACCUUUCAAUAACAGAUCAAUCACGGCCUGGCGGGCCUAUCAGCUUUCAGUUCUGUGAUCGAUGUGCUAUUAUAUAUACAAAGUUAACAACUCCAUAUCUGUGGAAGGUAAGCUCUUAUCUCAACAGUAGCAGUGUCAGACAAACUGAUGGAUUGUAGCAUGAAAGGCAUUUGGAUGUUGUUGUCGUUAGUCUGCUUUCUCUUCCUAGUUUCGUCUCUGGGAGAAACUAAAGCGGCUUAUCCUACUGCCAACAAUGGCCUUUAUAUCGUCUACAUGGGAGCUGCAGCUUCGUCAAAUGGUUCCUUGCGGAUCCAACAUGCUCAGCUUCUGAGAUCUGUCUUGAGAGGGAAACCAAAUGCAGUAGUACAUACGUAUAAGAAUGGUUUCUCAGGCUUCGCAGCUCGACUAUCAGAAGCGGAGGCCAAUUCAAUCGCAAAAAAUCCAAGGGUUGUAUCCGUUUUCCCUGAUCCACUAUUGAAACUCCACACGACUCAUUCAUGGGAUUUUCUCAAGUAUCAAACAGCUCUGAAAGUGGACUCCAAUCCCAACUCCGACUCAAACUCUUCAAUAUCCCAAGGUUCCGAUACCAUCAUCGGUAUCCUAGACACAGGUAUUUGGCCUGAAUCAGAGAGUUUCACUGACAAGGGAAUGGGUCCAGUUCCAUCACGCUGGAAGGGAAAGUGCAUGGAAGCCGCUGACUUUACUUCCUCCAACUGCAACAGAAAGCUAAUUGGAGCAAGAUUUUACAAUCAAGAGGAAAACAAAGCCGUACAUCAGAAUUCAGCGAGGGAUGCGAUUGGCCACGGUACCCACGUGGCAUCUACAGCAGGGGGGAGCACCGUAGAAGGUGCGUCCUACUACGGCCUGGCGGAGGGGACAGCCAAGGGUGGGUCCCCUGCCUCCAGGAUUGCCAUGUACAGAGUGUGCUCGGACGUGGGAUGCCGUGGAUCCGCCAUUUUAGCGGCAUUUGACGAUGCCAUCGCCGACGGCGUCGACGUCUUGUCACUGUCGCUGGGGGCCCCGGCAAUGGCGGAGCCCGACUUUUCAAGCGAUCCGAUUGCGCUGGGAGCUUUCCACGCCGUAGAGAGGGGGAUACUCGUGGUUUGCUCAGCUGGGAAUGAUGGACCCACCCAAGGAACCGUUUCCAACGUGGCUCCUUGGAUAUUCACUGUUGCUGCUUCCACCAUGGACCGGGAUUUUGAGUCUGAUGUUGUGUUUGGUAGUAACAAUAAGGUCAUUAAGGGGGAAGGCAUAAACUUUUCGCCUCUUAAAAAUUCUGCAGAGUAUCCGUUGAUACAUGCCAAGGCUACCAAGACAAGUGAUGGCGAUGAAGAUGAAGCAAGUUCACUCGACAUGUCCAGAAACUGCGAUGAAAUUCAGAUGGACAAAGACAAAGUUAAGGGAAAGAUUGUAAUAUGCGACAGUGAUGAUGGUUAUAGACCAUAUGACAAGAGGGAUGCGGUGAAGAAUAUGGGGGGAAUAGGUGCUGUUAUCAUCGAUACUUUAACAAGGUCAGUCGCAGAAAAUUUUGGAGGAUUUCCAACCACUGUGAUCAGCUCCAAGGACGCCCAAGAUAUCCUCUCCUACUGGAACUCAACCAGCAAACCAGUGGCAACAAUUUUACCAACCGUGGCGAUAACCAAGUACAAGCCAGCGCCUGUAAUAGCAUAUUUCUCAUCUAGAGGACCUGCCUUCACUACAAAUAAGAUUAUCAAGCCUGACAUUGCAGCACCUGGAGUGAACAUUCUUGCAGCAUGGAUUGGCAAUGACACAGAAGAGGCUCCAGAGGGCAAACAACCUUCGCCAUUUAAUGUGAUUUCAGGGACUUCAAUGUCAUGCCCGCAUGUUUCUGGGAUAGCAGCCACCGUCAAAUCUCAGUAUCCCACAUGGAGCCCUUCUGCAAUCAGAUCAGCCAUCAUGACGUCGGCAACUCAUACAAACAAUUUGGGAGCUCCAAUAACGACAGAUUCAGGUUCUAUCGCUACGCCCCACGAUUAUGGUGCAGGGGAAGUGACAACACAGGGACCCUUGCAACCGGGGCUGGUUUACGAAACCAGCACAAUUGACUACUUGUACUUCCUUUGUUAUAGCAGAUAUGAGUUGUCAGACAUCAAGAAACUCUCAAAUACCAUUCCCAGCAAUUUUACUUGCCCUAAGGAGUGGAGUGACGAUGCUAUAUCCAAUAUCAACUAUCCAUCAAUAGCAAUCUCCAACUUUGAUGGGAAACAGAGCAAGAAUGUAACCAGAACAGUUACAAAUGUUUCAGGAGAUGAAAAAGCAGUUUUUAUGGCUACAAUGGAUGCACCAAGUGGUCUAGACGUCAAAGUGAUUCCAGACAAAUUGGCAUUUACAAAGAACAAUCAGAAGCUCAGUUACCAAGUGGUUUUCUCUUCAGCUGUGUCCCCGAUAAAUUCACAUGUUUAUGGAUCAAUUACAUGGACAAACGGGAAAUUUAGCGCCCGGAGCCCUUUUGUUGUAAGCAAAUGAUAAUCAGACUCGCAAAAGUUCUGAAUUCUGUGUGAAGACAUAUAGUUGAUACAGUAUGUGUAAAACAAUCUGCCAAUAGGCGCUUAAGGUGUUCCUUUACUUAAUUAUGUGUAAAACAAUCUGUAAAACAAUCUGCCAAUAGGCGCUUAAGGUGUUCCUCUACUUAAUAAUCAAACUUUAGACAGUUGAUGAUGGGAAAGAAUCUAGUAAUAUACACUUCAGUUGCAUCUUCACUUUAGAACCAGAAUUCAAAAAGUUUGUCAGACUUUUGUUGGACCACUUUUAAACACCUUAUGUUCAACCUAUUUUGACAAAACCAUAUAAAUAGUGCUCAAAUAUUUGUAUAUAUUCGGACAAACAAACCUUUAUCAAGAAAAAACUAGAGAAAAGCCAUGUCAGACCGGUUAUAGGGGUCCCAAAUAAGUGGCAGAAUGCCGCUAAUACCCUUUUUAGCCAUCCAUAUUAAGAACGCUGGGUAUCAAUUGGAAGGAGUAUGUUCCUUAAGUCAACGGAACAUAUCUAAGAAAGCAACAACAUUACAGUCACACGGCCAACGCACGAUGGCAUCGCACAAAUAGAAUUCCCUAGACCAUACGCACACACAAACAAGUAAAAAUUAACUGCACUAAGUUACCAAUCUGUUUUUCAUAAUCAGUCCAGAAGAUAUCAGCCGCAACAAGAAAAGCAAUUCAGCUGUGUUUCAAAAAAUUAGACCAGAGGAAUCAAAGAAAGAGCCUUUGAAAUAAAGAGUUUUCAUUUACCAUCAUAUUAACAUCAUAAAAGAUAUCCGGAUAACAUCACACUUUGUGAGACUUAAAAGAAGAUGGGGAAGGAUAUAAUGGGACCAUGGAAGCCCUGAGAAAUCCAAUACAACGAGAGAGAAGUACUUAACUGACUAAAGAGACUACCAAAUAUUAAACAGAAACGAUAUUCCAUGACCUCAACAUAAGAAAAGACAUUAAA
Molecule: messenger RNA, 3750 nt
Organism: Ziziphus jujuba (common jujube)
Lineage: Eukaryota; Viridiplantae; Streptophyta; Magnoliopsida; Rosales; Rhamnaceae
Product: CO(2)-response secreted protease-like
Exons: 9
Coding region: 448-2787 (779 amino acids)
Biological process (GO): proteolysis
Molecular function (GO): serine-type endopeptidase activity
Source: RefSeq, a predicted model, not a curated record